AUGCCUAUCUGCAAAUCUGUCAGAAUCUGCCGCCUUUUGCUAAAUCUGAGAAUCUGGUACGGAUUGAUGUUGGAGAAGGUCGAGACUUUCGACAUGAACAGAGUCAUCGAUGAAUUCGAGGAAAUGACAAGAAACGCAGAAGAGGUCCAGAAACAAACCCUCAAAGAGAUUAUACAGAAGAACAAAUCCGCCAUUUACUUGCGAAACUUUGGGAUCAAUGGGAACACAACAGAUGCAGAAGCUUUCAAGGCAUUGGUUCCAUUAGUCACUGAUCUUGACUUAGAGCCUUACAUCAAAAGAAUGGUCGAUGGUGACACUUCACCUAUCCUCACUGGUCACCCCGUUCCAGCCAUUUCCUUAAGCUCUGGAACUAGCCAAGGCCGUCCAAAGUUUGUUCCUUUCACUGAUGAAUUAAUGGAGAACACAUUACAACUGUUUCGCACUGCUUUUGCCUUCAGAAACAGAGAGUUUCCGAUUGAUGACAAUGGGAGAGCUUUGCAAUUUAUAUUCAGCAGCAAGCAGUACGUAUCAACGGGAGGUGUCCCGGUUGGAACCGCGACCACAAACGUAUACCGGAACCCUAAUUUCAAAACCGGGAUGAAGUCAAUACAAUCCCUUUGCUGUAGCCCCGACGAAGUUAUCUUCAGUCCUGAUGUUCAUCAAGCCUUGUACUGCCAUCUCUUAUCCGGAAUCCUCUUCAGAGACCAAGUCCAGUACGUCUUUGCAUCCUUCGCUCACGGUAUAGUCCACGCUUUUAGAACCUUUGAACAGGUUUGGGAAGAGAUCAUCACCGAUAUCGAAGACGGCGUCUUGAGCAGCCGUAUCACCGUUCCUUCGGUCCGUACCGCAAUGUCGAAGCUGCUCACGCCUAACCCCGAGCUAGCAGACACGAUCCGCACCAAAUGUAUGAAUUUGAGCAACUGGUACGGCUUGAUCCCCGCGCUCUUUCCGAACGCAAAGUAUGUUUAUGGGAUCAUGACCGGCUCGAUGGAGCCGUAUGUGAAGAAGCUGAGACAUUACGCGGGAGAUCUACCUCUUGUGAGCCAUGACUACGGUAGCUCCGAAGGAUGGAUCGCUGCUAAUGUUAACCCGAGUUUGCCUCCAGAGGAAGCUACCUUCGCCGUGAUCCCGAAUCUCGGUUAUUUCGAGUUUCUCCCUCUGUCUGAAACAGGGGAAGAGGAGCACAAACCGAUUGGUUUAACUGAUGUCAAAAUCGGACAAGAGUACGAGGUUGUCAUCACUAAUUACGCAGGGUUGUAUCGAUACCGGCUUGGAGAUGUGGUAAAGAUCAAUGGUUUCUACAACAAAACUCCUCUACUCAAAUUUAUAUGUAGGAGAAACCUGAUUCUCUCCAUCAACAUCGACAAGAACACCGAGCGAGACCUUCAGCUUUCGGUUGAAUCCGCAGCCAAGAGGCUCUCAGAAGAAAAGAUCGAAGUCAUCGAAUUCUCAAGCCACGUGGAUGUCUCGACGGAUCCAGGACAUUACGUUAUAUUCUGGGAGAUUUCAGGUGAAGCGAACGAAGAUGUUCUUCAAGAUUGCUGCAACUAUUUAGACCGAGGAUUCAUCGACGCGGGAUAUAUGAGCUCCCGUAAAUGCAAGACUAUUGGAGCUUUAGAACUGAGAGUUGUCGAGAAAGGAACUUUCCGGAAGGUUCAAGAACAUUUUCUUGGGCUUGGUUCAUCGGCUGGACAGUUUAAGGUGCCAAGAUGUGUGAAGCCAAGUAACGCUAAGACACGGACCUGA
Thlaspi arvense is the source of this 1746-nucleotide messenger RNA. Lineage: Eukaryota; Viridiplantae; Streptophyta; Magnoliopsida; Brassicales; Brassicaceae. The record is from the annotation of a GenBank genome assembly.